UCCGUUUCAAAUUUCUUCACAGAUGGACCACAGAAACAAAGUCUCUGGUAGAAAUUAAAUAAGCGGAUAGAAUGGCCACUAUCAAACCUGUGUAAAAAUGGCGGGGUUUAACGGUCCCUAUUUUAUUUCCUAACACUAUAUAACGCUGUAUAUGGACAUGUGUUAAACAUUAGAAACACAUACAAACAUAACUCUCAGCUGUACGCAGUUGCCCUAUCUCAGACAGUCGAUGUAUUUGUCCAAAGGACUGCGUGUAUUUUUAGCGCCCAUGUCAGAGGUUGAAUGUCAGAGGUUGAAGACACGCAGACGUUACAGGACAUUUGUAUGUAGUCUGAAUUUACAGGAAAUGGUUGUGUUCAGGUUUGGUGUCAUCUUGACCCCUGAGUGUUCAGAUAUCGAGGUGUUUGUGUUGGGCUCUCGGUCGGAGAUGGGACACUGGGACCCGAACCUAGCCGUUCCGAUGAAGUCCAACCGCUCGGUUCUGUCCGCCAGUGAGCCGAGUCUGUGGAUCGGAGACGUGCAUCUGUCCGAACCGUACACAGAGAAACUGUGGUUCAAAUUUAUAAAGAAGGUCGCAGGAAACUACAUUUGGGAAGGCAAUGGCCCGCAUCAUGACCGUCAUUGCGUGUAUGAUGACAGUAACAUGGUGGACGGAGUAUACUGCCAUCCGAUUGGUCACUGGAUCGAGGAAACUGGCCAUACAGAUGAGAUGAAAUACACUACUAACUUCUACUUCAGUGUGGCGGGACAGCAGGCCAUGCACUUCUCUCAGGUUCUGCCACAAGUCUGGUUGGGCAGCUGCCCUCGUCAGGUCGAACAUGUGACCCUGAAGCUGAAACACGAACUGGGCAUUACGACAGUGAUGAACUUUCAGACAGAAUGGGAUGUCGUAAACAACUCACACGGCUGCCGGCGCGACCCCAGCCAGCCCAUGACCCCAGAGACCAUGAUGCACCUCUACAGAGACUGUGACCUGGCUUACAUCUGGAUCCCCACCCCAGACAUGAGCACAGAGGGUCGUACACGGAUGCUGCCCCAGGCAGUAUACCUGCUCUAUGGGCUUCUGGAGAAUCAUCACACAGUUUAUGUUCAUUGUAACGCAGGUGUGGGCCGUUCCACUGCGGUGGUUUGCGGUCUCCUGAUGUACGUAUUAGGCUGGAGUCUCAGGAAGGUGCAAUACUACCUCACCGCCAGGAGGGCGGCAGUCUAUAUAGAUGAAGAAGCACUUGUGCGGGCUCAAGAUGACUUUCACAUGAAAUUUGGAAGACUCCGUCCUUCUGUCUGCUACCCAGAGACAUGAGAACAAUACCCUCUACUGGUUUUGAGGACAAAAUUGAGAUCUAAAUUAAAUGCAGUUGACCCUUCGCGAAGCUCUGCCCCCUUUGGUUGGUUGCUCACUCUGACAAGCUCUGCAGAACUUCCCAUUGGAAUGAAUGGGAGAUUGCUGUGGCUUGAACGACGAGUUUUUUGGCAAAAUAUACUCAUAAACGGAAUGGAUAAUAUUUUUACGUGGGCUGGUAUGAAGAGUGACAUUGUAAUGCAUAUUUGUCUGUAGUUUUUUUGUAUAAGAAAUCAUUAAAUUACACAAAAAUUUGA
Myxocyprinus asiaticus (Chinese sucker) is the source of this 1596-nucleotide messenger RNA. It is a transcript of the gene epm2a, whose product is annotated as EPM2A glucan phosphatase, laforin. The transcript is spliced from 4 exons. Bases 230 to 1300 code for a protein of 356 amino acids. Gene Ontology annotation, biological process: protein dephosphorylation. Gene Ontology annotation, molecular function: protein tyrosine/serine/threonine phosphatase activity; protein tyrosine phosphatase activity; carbohydrate phosphatase activity. NCBI's taxonomy places the organism in Eukaryota, Metazoa, Chordata, Actinopteri, Cypriniformes, Catostomidae. The record is from RefSeq and is a predicted model, not a curated record. Gene Ontology annotation, cellular component: nucleus; cytoplasm.